UUCACUGCUUGAGCAUGGAGCACGGGCAGGAUGCCGCCGUAAGGGACGAGGUAGCUCUCUCCAUGCGCCUCCUCCGCCACCUCGGCAGCCCCGACGAGCCCGCUAACCUCGCCUUCUCGCUGCUCUCCUUCCAUGCCGUCCUCUCCCUACUCGCCUCCGGCGCCUCGGGCGCCGCCCGCGAGCAGAUCGCCGCCUUCCUCGGCCCCGCCGGCGCCGACGCGCUUGCCUCCAAGGUGGUCUCGGACGUCCUCGCCGGGCGUGGUGGAAGGGAUCCCGAGGUCCGCUGCGCCAUGGGCGUCUGGGUCGACGCCGCGCUCCUCCUCAACCCCGCCUUCGCCGAUGCUGCCGCUUGCAAACUAGAGGAGCUUUGGUCCGCUUGCAAGUUCAAGGCCGCUGUGAGGACGAUUGCCUUCGGUGACAACCCCGCAGCAGCCAGAGCCGAGAUCAACGAUUGGUUUAGGAGCGAGACUGGCGGCUUGGUCGAUAACCUCCUCGGCGAGGGCUCCGUCGACGGCAGCACGGUGGUCGUCCUCGCCAACUCGCUCGCCAACUCGCUCGCCAACUCGCUCUACUUCAAUGACGAUUGGUACAAACCCUUCUUCCCGGACCUCACGGAAGACGGCAUCUUCCAUGUCUCUCCGGACGCCGCCGUCCGCGUGCCAUUCAUGAUAGGGAGUCACCAGCACACCUUCAUGGACAUCGGUUGCCAUCCUGGCUUUAACGUCCUGCGCAUGCCCUACUGCAUCGGCGGCGGCGGCCGGACGUUUGCCAUGUACAUCUACCUCCCCGACGAGCGCGACGGCCUAGCUGGCCUCGUGCGCCAGAUCAGCUCCAACCCGGCGGCGCUGCUGCACAAGACGAUCGUGCCCAAGCGGCCUGUCAUGGUGGGGGAGCUCAAGAUCCCCAAGUUCGAGGUCUCCUUCAAGGUGGAGGCCUCACUUCUGCUGCGCGACCUCGGGCUUGACCUGCCUUUUCACCCUGCCGCCGACUCCUUCUCGGCGAUGCUGCUGGGUGGUGCUCCACACAAGAAGGUGGCCGUGUCGUCCGUGCUCCACCAGUGCUUCGUCAAUGGUUUUUGA
Molecule: messenger RNA, 1079 nt
Organism: Panicum virgatum (switchgrass)
Lineage: Eukaryota; Viridiplantae; Streptophyta; Magnoliopsida; Poales; Poaceae
Product: serpin-Z1-like
Exons: 2
Coding region: 15-1079 (354 amino acids)
Molecular function (GO): serine-type endopeptidase inhibitor activity
Source: RefSeq, a predicted model, not a curated record